AUGUGGAAUAGCGGAUUCAAAAGCUUUGGCAGCUCCAGCUAUGGCAGAGCAGGCGGCUACAUGCAGUCCCGUGGAGGCUUUGGCUUGCCCACCCCUUCACAGGCUGAGAAGAAAUAGCACAUUGUGCCCUGUACCAUAUCUCAGCUGCUUUGUGCUACUCUGACUGACGAAGUGUUCAAAAUUAGGAAUGUUGAGAUUUCACAGGUCACUAUUGUGGGAAUAAUCAGACAUGCAGAGAAGGCUCCGACCAAUAUUGUUUAUAGAAUAGAUGAUAUGACUGCUGCACCCAUGGAUGACCAGUGGGUUGACACAGAUGAUGCCAGUGGUGAAAACACUUUGGUUCCUCCGGAAACAUACGUGAAAGUGGCUGGCCACCUCAGGUCUUUCCAGAACAAGAAGAGCUUGGUAGCCUUUAAGAUCAUUCCCCUGGAAGAUAUGAAUGAGUUCACUGCACAUAUUUUGGAGGUGAUCAAUUCACACAUGAUGCUCAGCAAAUCCAACAACCAGCUUUCAGCAGGGAAACCAUCUAUCAGCAACCCAGGAAUGGGUCAGUCAGGAAACUUCAGUGGGAAUAACUUCAUGCCAGCAAAUGGCCUCACUGUGAUCCAAAACCAGGUGCUGAAUUUGAUCAAGGCUUGCCCAAGACCAGAAGGAUUGAACUUUCAGGAUCUCAGGAACCAGCUCCAACACAUGCCUGUACCCUCAAUCAAGCAAGCAGUGGAUUUUAUGUGCAAUGAGGGGCACAUUUAUUCUACUGUGGAUGAUGAUCACUUUAAAUCUACAGAUGCAGAAUAACUAGGCUUAUUAGGUAUCUGAAAUAUUUCCUGUUUUUCCAUCAUCUGUUGUCUCCAGCUCUGUAGGUUUUGGCCAGUGGCUUCUAGGACAGAAGUUUCAUUGAGGAGGUCUCAUCUUAUGUCCUCUUGAAACUUACUGCUGUUCUGUUUUGUUGUUUGUUGUUUAGAGGCUCAAAAAGGGAUAGACAGUUG
This is a messenger RNA of Peromyscus californicus insignis, 986 nucleotides long. Its product is annotated as replication protein A 32 kDa subunit-like. NCBI's taxonomy places the organism in Eukaryota, Metazoa, Chordata, Mammalia, Rodentia, Cricetidae. The record is from RefSeq and is a predicted model, not a curated record. Gene Ontology annotation, cellular component: chromosome, telomeric region; site of double-strand break; DNA replication factor A complex. Gene Ontology annotation, biological process: DNA replication; double-strand break repair via homologous recombination; nucleotide-excision repair. Gene Ontology annotation, molecular function: DNA binding.